Molecule: messenger RNA, 2580 nt
Organism: Parnassius apollo (apollo)
Lineage: Eukaryota; Metazoa; Arthropoda; Insecta; Lepidoptera; Papilionidae
Source: the annotation of a GenBank genome assembly
AUGGAGCAAAGAAAGCGGUUUGGAAAUGUGUUCCUAAGAUGGGUAAACCGCAGAAGGCAAAACCAGCAGUGCCUUCUGGAAGCUACAGUUGAAAUUAUAUCGAAAACAAAAUGUAAGAGAAGGUGGGGUAAACGCUACCAUAACAUAAUUGAAAACUACAUGAUCUGCUCAAAAGAUAUCGGUCAAUCUAUGUCCGAGAUUUGUAAUGAUAAGUACGUAGAAUGUCAAGAUAUACAUUACUCAGACGAUGAAGAAGAUACGAGAAGAGAAGUCCAUGUGUCGAGGUCUGAGAGAGUCCCAUCGAAUCUUGUGAUGCAUUCAGGAUAUCAUAAUGAAACUAUUGGAACAUCACGACGCAAAGAGCAAGCUAAUGGUGGAUUUUGUGAGAAUGAUCACGGCGGUCCCAUGGUAUACGGAACAGGAGCCAACGCAAUUGUGAUCGGUGUGAUCUCAGCCUGUCUUGUCAAAGAGAGAAGUAACAAAUGUUAUGGACCCUUUCUUUAUACCAGUAUCUUCAAAAACCGGCAGUUCAUUUCUUGCUCCAUAUACAAAAACGUAGAAGAGAAGUGCCGACGCCAAUUUAGAUCUGGAGAGACACACGAAGAAAAAUUUAUUUCUUGGAAGAAUCAUCCUGAUGGUCCAGCAAAAAAUGAAUUGGAAGAAGCAAAAUCCAACACGACGCUACCUCAAAUCUUCUUUAGAGUGGAAGAAGAGAACACGAACGACAAAGUAUUCGCUGACGGAGGAAAGGACAGGUCAGUGGUUCCAAGUGAAGAAGGUCUGGGAUACAAAGUUUUUUUGAAACUAACUAAAAAUGUACCUGCUGGCUCAUUAGUUGUGUUUGAUAACUUCUUCACUAGCAUUUCUUUAAUGGGGAUUUUACAUGAAAGAAACAUUUACAGUGUUGGCACAGUGCAAUUGACAAGAAAAGGAGUGCUAGAAAAAUUCACUUCAAAAAAACGUGGGGACAGUGAAGAGAUGAAAAUGAAGAAAAAAGAACUGAUGAAGCUUGCUCCUGAUGUCACCCUUUCGGUUCCAACGACAACAACUUCAAACGACAUAAAGGAUGAAAAACAGCAAGUUGCCAGUAAACUCGAAAAUACCAACACCUCUCAAAAUGAAAUAAGCGACGAGCCUGAUGAGGGAUGGGAGUAUGAAAAUAGGACCGAGGUUGACACUCGUAGGAUUUUGUACAGCAAAAGAGUAGAUGCUGGGAAGAGACCAUAUAUGGUAUAUCUCCAACUGACCAAGGAAUCAGCGAAAGCACACAAGUACCGGGGCUGGUUGUGUGGUGGCGUUAUCCUCUCCCCAUACUAUGUGCUAACUUCCGCCGCGUGUGUUGAGGACGCUGAUCAUUUCUAUAUAGUAUCCGGUACCACGAAAUUCGUUGACAGUUUCGAUUACAAAAGCGACGAUUGCGUCUGUAACCACCGGCGUAAAGUUGUUUGGAAGUGUGUUCCUAAGAACUAUAAAUUUGAUUUCCAAGACAGCAUCAAAUGGUCCUCUAACGACAUUGCCAUUGUGAAAGUCAAAAAACCUUUCAAGCUAGGUGUCAAGGAGAAGGGUUGUGAGUUUGCUACGAAUUCACUUGGUUACAACAACGUAAGCAGGGAUCUGGAAAAGGCCGGGACGAAGGGCUACAUUGCGGGCUGGGGAAGCGUCAAUAACUUUAGAGAAGGCGUGUAUCGUCGACAAGAAGGGCAUGUGCCCCAGAACGCCAAGUUCCUGCAAGAGGCCAAAGUGUGCGUCAUGGAUAACGAACAGUGCGCAAAGAAAUGGGCGCAGAAGUUCAGGAGCAUCAUCACGCAAUACAUGAUCUGCACCAAGGACGUCAUGAAACGCCUGAGUGAGAUUUGUGAUAAAAAAUACGCGAAUUGCACGGACAUGGAAGAAAAUAGGCGUCAUUUAGAUAAGCUCGAUGAACAGAAUUCGGAGACGUUUAGUGUGGACUUGGGUAGGCAUAUACGGGACCCUGACGAUUAUACAGCAAGAAGAUCUUACGGCGGAUUUUGUGAGAACGAUCACGGUGGUCCAUUAAUUGUGAAAUAUCAAGGAAAAGAGCGAGUCAUCGGUGUGAUCUCCGCUUGUAAAAUAGACCCCAAGAGACACAGUUGCCACGGACCUUUCCUGUACACCUCAGUGUUUAAGAACAGACAAUUCAUCUCCUGUGCGAUCCACAAGGAUAUCGAGGAGACCUGUAGACGUGUAUUCCGGUCGGGUAUUACGCAUGAAGAAUGGUCCGUCAACUGGGACAACGUGGACGAUAAACAUAAAGCAGAAUUAAAAAAAGAGAAAAAAGAUAGUUCUGAUGAAUUUAGCUCAGACGACAGUGAAGAAGCUAAAGCUAAAUCCAAUAAAAGACAAAAGAAUAGUAAGAAAGUGGAGAAAGCAGCACCAUAUGGUCAUCAGAACAAUAAAAGCAAGCAUAAGUCUGGGAACAAACACAGAAGUUUAAAGAAAGAGAAAACUGAAUCAAAAAAACAAGCUAAACAUGGUAAAUCGAGUGACAGACAAAAUAAAGACGAUGUAGUUUAUGAAUCCAGCCGAGAGGAAAAUGUCAACGAACCUGAUAACGAAUAA